AUGCCUGCCCAACCCGGCAACCUCGUCCAGGGUGGUGCACUGUCGACGAGCGGAUCUUUUGCUACAUCAGCGCGAAACACCCGAUACCGCGUCACAUUCUUCGACUUACCAGCAGAGUUGCGCAACCAGAUCUAUGAUGAGAUCGCUGAGCACGAUGCACCGAAACAAGUGCUGAAAGCGUACUACCAGAAAUACCGGGCACCGCCAGCCACAUUCGCGGAGGUAUGCCAGCAGACUCGACAAGAAUACCUGCCAAGACUUCAUCGAGACCUUGACCUGUGGCUUUUCGAUAGCUACGUCAAACCAGACUCCACGAUGCGUUGGCUCGAUAUUUUCGGUCGCUCACGAGUCCCCCUCACACGAAAGAUCUGCAUCUGGUACGAUCCGUUCUGCUGUAAGAUCGUGCUCCACGGAAACAAGUCAGAGAAGCAGGUGACCGUCCGAUACCUUGAUUGGUAUGGAGACCCGAUCGAAAAUUCCGAGGCCGUAGAUGCUGCUGCCGAAGCAUUUGUGCAAAGUCACUUGCAACCAUGCGGAAGUGACCCAUACCUGACACUGGAAGGUCUGAAGAAAGUCAUCGACUUUGUGCGCAUUCGGAUGGCUAACACGAAAGAUGAACGAGAGAGUGGUCUCCAAAGAAGAUAG
Pseudocercospora fijiensis CIRAD86 is the source of this 645-nucleotide messenger RNA. RefSeq lists its product as uncharacterized. NCBI's taxonomy places the organism in Eukaryota, Fungi, Ascomycota, Dothideomycetes, Mycosphaerellales, Mycosphaerellaceae. The transcript has a single exon. The record is from RefSeq and is a predicted model, not a curated record. Bases 1 to 645 code for a protein of 214 amino acids.